Molecule: messenger RNA, 1012 nt
Organism: Bradysia coprophila
Lineage: Eukaryota; Metazoa; Arthropoda; Insecta; Diptera; Sciaridae
Product: neuronal acetylcholine receptor subunit alpha-7-like
Biological process (GO): monoatomic ion transmembrane transport
Cellular component (GO): postsynaptic membrane
Molecular function (GO): transmembrane signaling receptor activity; acetylcholine-gated monoatomic cation-selective channel activity
Source: RefSeq, a predicted model, not a curated record
UUUACCUUGUCUUUUCGUACGUACUGACUGUUAGUGAUUUCAGUUGAGCUCCACUAUCCGAGACAGGCGUUACAAUCAUGACGAAUUUGUUUUAUUUCUGCGUAUUGGCAGCGUUCGUUCCAUUUGCGUAUGGAAAUAACGAAUAUUCAGGAAUGGUCAGGGGUAGUGCCAAAAUGAGAAGUGAAAUUCGUAAGUCCUUAUUUGGUGACUACGACAAACUCAACAUACCCGACAAUCCAAAUGUAAAAUUUGGAUUGACUCUGAACAACAUCGAUGUGGAUGAAGAGAAGCAAACCCUCGAAGCGGAUAUUUGGUUGAAAAUGACCUGGACAGACGACCGUCUAAAAUGGGACAAUGAAUCGACCGGUGUCAGUGUUCUUCGCAUCGGACCUGAUGAAAUUUGGAAACCAGACAUCACUCUUUACAACAGUGCCAAUCCCGGUGAAAUGAUGACAUGUACGAACGCAAUGCCAUUAAUAUUUUACAGUGGAACGGCAUUGUGGGUACCACCGUGUCACAUCAGCGCCUAUUGUAACAUGACGCUAGAAGAAUAUCCAUUGGGCGAACAAAGUUGCAAAUUGAAGUUCGGCUCGUGGGUCUAUGACGGCUUCACUAUGAAUAUUGAAUUGGAUGGGAAAGCAAAGGCUGACACCAGUAACUUCAUGGGCAACAGGUGGGAUAUUACGAAGAAUGUGGCUACUCGUAAGGACAGCUACUACCCAUGCUGCAAAGAACCAUACCCCAGUAUUAAUUACAAUUUGUCAUUCAAACGGAAGACUAACAGAAAUGUAUGCCUUUAAGCCAAAGGAGUGUUUUAUCAAAAUCAGUUAAGUCCACUUCUAAUAUGUAACGUGAGGGAGAAAGGGACAACUAUAAGUCAACUGACAACGUUAAAAGAGUGAAGACAAUAAUGAACUUAACUGGAUUUUGAUAAAACUAAACGUAUAAUAUUGUUCCCAUUUUAAAUGACCUUCAUGAAAUUGAAAUAUAGUUGAGUAUAGUACACUUGAAA